CAUUAUAAAUACCACCCAUAGCGUUUGCCCGAUCAUAACAAGGAUUUAAAAUAAUGCAUUCAAUAUUACAGUAUUUUUUUGUAAAGAAAAUGUAUUGUUCUUAAAGUUCUUAUUUCGCGGACCGAUAAAUUUUUUGGGACAAAGUAGUUAAUCUAUACUUUCAUAUUGGUGUAUAAAGUAUUAAAAUUAAUCUAUGUAUAAACAAAAGUUGAGUUAGCUUGGCGGGCUUGUAAAGUAAAAGGCUAAUAACCAAAACCAUAUUUGACAUUUCCUACCUCUACCCCACCGAUGCACUUCAACUCAACAGAGCACAUAACUGAUCAUUCCAAAUUUUCCAAUAGCCAAAAGAAAAAAACAUGCCAUAUAAAAGAGGGGGUAAAUUACCACCAAAAUUAUUUAUUUUUUUCUGUGAAAGGCUAUUUCACGCCUCUACAACCUUUUACAGGCUACCAAGUGACAGUGUGGUCCAUUGUAUCUAGAAUUUGACGACGUUAGACAUAUUUGGUCGAAUUUCUUAGUGGCUACAUCACGACAGGUUAAGUACCAUUUUCAAGUGACAAGGGUAAUUUGUAAUUUUUUUAAACGUGAAGACACAAUCUAUAAUUUGCAAAAGCCUCGGGGUGAUUUUGGUUAUUUUCCCGCCGGCUAAAAUUCCACCCCCGUUGGGUUGGCUUCCGCGAGACGACGGCGAUGGCGGACGACGACGAUGUCAUCGCGAAAAUCGAGGAAACCACCAAGGACGCGGCGCGCCACCAGCUGGAGACCCUCCGUGCCAUCCUCGAGCGCAACGCCGGCGUAGGUUAUCUCCACCCCCACCUACGGAGCUGUCCUGCGCCCGUCGACGCCUCUACUUUCCGCCGCGCCGUUCCCCUGUCUUGCUACGAUCACUACGCCGAUCACAUCUCUCGGUUAGCCGAUGGCGGCGCUCUUGAUGACGAUCAUGGUCAACGUUACCUCUCUGUUGACCCCUUGGUCUGUUUCUUCUACAGUUCAGGGACAAGUUCCAUGAAGCCAAAAUUGAUCCCUUACUUUGAUUCAGUUCCAUCCAAAGCCAUCUCAUUUUUGGCACACCAGGGCAGUGCUGCGAUUCUUCGGCGGUUAUUCCCUCCAAGACCCUCGGUCGAUAAGUUUCUAUGGUUCAUGUACGCUGGUAACGUAACAGACACAAGAGGUGGAUAUAGGGCUAUGGCUGCCUCGGCAUUCCCGUUCCACAGCAAUAAGUCUAACCCGUCCCACUUUCUCUCCAUGUCAGUCAGCCCAAAGGAAGUUAUUUUAGGUUCAGAUGUUGAGCAACAAAUGUACUGCCACCUUAUUUGUGGUUUAAGGCAUUCCAAUCUAGUUGAUGGGAUUAGAGCACCGUAUGCUACUGGUUUAGUUAGAGCAAUUCGCCUUCUGGAAUCUAAGUGGGAGCAGUUAUGCCAGGAUCUUGAAUGCGGGUGUCCUAGUUUGGGAAUAUCUGAUGUGUCAAUGAUAAAUUCUGUUACUGAGGUUCUUUGCGGGCCUCAACCAGAAUUGGCAAACAGGUUUCGAUCAAUUUGCAAAGAAAACAAUUGGGGAGGCAUUUUAUGCAAGUUAUGGCCAAAUGUUCGUUAUAUCAAAUGUGUAUCGACUGGAAGUAUGGAGCAAUGUUAUUUACAAAUCAAGUACUAUGCAGGAGAGAUACCCGUGUUAGGCGGAGACUACUUUGCUUCAGAAUGUUGUGUUGCUAUUAACUUGGAUAUUUCGCAACCUCCAGAGCUAACCAGAUACACUAUCUUGCCAACUGCUGCCUAUUUCGAGUUUAUUCCAUUUGAUAAUGACAAGAUGAGUGUUAGUGGUGAAGAAACAGUGGAUGUUUCUGGUGUUGAGGUGGGCAAGAUGUAUGAGGUCGUGGUGACUACGUAUAGGGGACUGUACCGAUACCGUUUAGGUGAUAUUGUGGAAGUUGUUGGCUUCUAUGGUUCAUCCCCACAAGUUUCGUUUGUGACAAGAGCUCCUAAGAAUUCUGGUGAGAUCUUGACAGAAGGAAACUUGAUAUCGGCCAUGAAAAGUUUUGAUCAAGUACUGAAAAAUGAAGCAAUUACAGAGACAACAGAGUUUGCCUGUUUCUUAGACUUGGAGUUGGACCCGAGGCAAUUGAAGGUUUAUGUAGAAGUGAGAGACCCAUCUAUAUUUUUGCGGCAGGAGCUGGUUUUAGUUCUUAAAAGGUGUUGUUCCUCUCUUGAGGAUGGCUUCGGAGUUAUGUAUAAUCUAAUGAGAGCAAGAGGUGAAGUUGGUCCAAUGUUGUUGUACAUUGUAAAACCUGGUAGCUUUGCUAAAAUUUUGGAAAUGGCUAUUGAAAAUGGAGCACCGGCAAGUCAAUAUAAACAGCCCAGAAUUAUAAGGAGUCGCAAUAUUGUGGAUUUGAUGGAAGUCUCCGCUGUCGUGACUGUAUGCUCUGGUUCAUUUGAUGGUUAAGAUUUGAGGGUCACGAUGAUCUCCAAUUGUUGGAUUUCUCCCAGUGAAAAUGUUCAGUUCAUGUCAAAUGAGAAGUGAUUUUGUGAGUCACUUUCAUACCUUCUUUUGUAUACGACAAACCUUGUUUAUUAUACAACGUACUUCUAUGUAAAUCCUACAGAGCUUGAUAUGUGUUCUGCUCAUUUGAGAUCAAUAAUAUCUGCUUUCAUUGUGUAGAUAAUGAAGUAUCGUGGAUUUAGUUUCAGUUGUUGCACCCAUGAAGUUUAUGAAAUUGAAACAUAUUGGUGUUUUGUAUU
Messenger RNA from Rhododendron vialii, 2732 nucleotides. RefSeq names its product probable indole-3-acetic acid-amido synthetase GH3.6. The transcript has 4 exons. Lineage: Eukaryota; Viridiplantae; Streptophyta; Magnoliopsida; Ericales; Ericaceae. The coding region runs from base 691 to 2436 and encodes 581 amino acids. Gene Ontology annotation, cellular component: cytoplasm. The record is from RefSeq and is a predicted model, not a curated record. Gene Ontology annotation, molecular function: acid-amino acid ligase activity.